This is a messenger RNA of Saccostrea echinata, 1580 nucleotides long. Its product is annotated as FMRFamide receptor-like. Gene Ontology annotation, cellular component: membrane. NCBI's taxonomy places the organism in Eukaryota, Metazoa, Mollusca, Bivalvia, Ostreida, Ostreidae. Gene Ontology annotation, molecular function: G protein-coupled receptor activity. Gene Ontology annotation, biological process: G protein-coupled receptor signaling pathway. The coding region runs from base 348 to 1373 and encodes 341 amino acids. The record is from RefSeq and is a predicted model, not a curated record. The transcript is spliced from 2 exons.
AACACUAGAUAUCAAAUUGAAUAUUAGCACUGCUGCUGCAGAUAUGAUUUUACUCGAAAUCAGUGAUUCUAUAGAGAGGAUCAUUGUUAGCACGGAUAACUCGGAAUGCCUAGUCUAUUUUACGGGGUGCUGGUAUAAGUUCCUCCUAUGGUGCAUUACAGAAAAGUGUCAUUUUCAAGGGGAAAUAAAAACUGAAACGUCAUGUAAGCAGGAACGUACUGAACCUCAUCUAGGCAUUUGAGAUUUCUAGGCAAGCCAACGAUUGACUUUAGUUACUUUUAGUUUUGUUUCAAAUACAUCACAAGUCAAGAAAAAAAAAGGUAGGAAAGUUUUUCCAGACCAAUAAAAUGCAGAAUUCAACAAAUAUUACAAACGAAGAAGAGUAUAAGGAUUUUUACGAGACUUCGCAAUUAAUCUGUGGAAUGAUACUCUAUCCUGUGAUAUGUAUACCUGGGCUUGUCGGAAAUGCACUGUCUCUAAUUGUGCUGUCCAUGAAAAACAUGAAGACGUCUACAAAUGCUUUCCUAGCCGCCCUGGCCAUUUCAGAUUCUAUUAAACUUAUCAACGACCUGAUCUACUUCAUAGUUUUAGUUUUGAAAAGGACAAACCCAGCAGCCGGCAGAAUCGCAUAUGUCAAUAUUUAUCCAUUUGCUCAUUUUAUUUUUAAUAUUUCUACUUGCGUCUCCUCUUGGUUGACAGUCUCCGUUGCAACUGAAAGAUUUAUACUCGUCUGUUAUCCAAUAAAAGCAAAAACUUUGUGCACGCGAUUACGGGCCAUUGUUAUUAGCUGUGUUAUCUAUUUGGUGAUGGUUUCUAUAUCCUUUCCCUGUGCAUUUCGAUAUGAAAAAACUGUCAAUAUUAUAAACAAUGAUACAGAGUUAGAUUUAAAUGUUACGGAAUUAUGGAGAAACGAAGAUUUCAAGACGUAUUACACAUGGUCACUGAACUUUCUAAGAAGUAACAUUGUUUUGAUCAUUCUCAUUAUACUCAAUGCUUGUAUUAUUUUUUCCCUUCGGAAAGUGCGAGCUAAUAAGAAAAACACCCAAAGGAACAGGAUUACAUUAAUGAUGAUCGUGAUCAUUAUGGUGUUUGUAAUUUGUAUUCUUCCGGACGCCAUUAUGUCCGUGGUUGGUUUAGGUUACCAUGAGGGAACCUAUCUGGAAAAGGGAAUUCGUGAGUUUUCAGACACUCUUCUGACGAUAAAUGCUGCGGUCAACUUUCUUAUAUACUGUGUGUUCAGCAGAACUUUCCGUCAAAAUUUUAUGAUUCUUUUGCCUCACUGUCCUUUUAAGAAUCAAGAUAAUCGUAAACAAGCCUCUUACAAGAUAGUGGCCGCUAAAGAAACUACUGCCCAAGACGCUCAAUCGGUGUGAGAAAUCAAUGUUGAUUUUACUGGAAGAAAUAUUUCUGCCUUACGUGGACUCAUAGUCAAACACUAAUUAGUGUUCUUGAUUUGAAUUGGUGCUCAUUGUGGCAUUAUGCAAGGAGGAAACUAAGACAAAGUAUAUUGAACUCCCUUCAUCUGAUAGUGUAGUUCAAGCGUUCAAGCAUGUAUCUUUUAUUAAAGAUUUUAUCAGUUA